Messenger RNA from Syngnathoides biaculeatus (alligator pipefish), 998 nucleotides. RefSeq names its product proteasome (prosome, macropain) assembly chaperone 1 (gene psmg1). Gene Ontology annotation, biological process: proteasome core complex assembly. Gene Ontology annotation, molecular function: proteasome binding. The transcript is spliced from 7 exons. Gene Ontology annotation, cellular component: endoplasmic reticulum. Lineage: Eukaryota; Metazoa; Chordata; Actinopteri; Syngnathiformes; Syngnathidae. The coding region runs from base 101 to 934 and encodes 277 amino acids. The record is from RefSeq and is a predicted model, not a curated record.
UCGGUAAUUGCGGAAGCUAACCGGAAGUGCAUCCUGUUAGCGGCACCAUCUGUAUAAAGGUACUUUUUUUUUCUUAACUAAUCGAACACUCCCUUAGUCAAUGGCCACAUUUUUUGGCGAGGUUUUGUCUGUUUACUCUCGGGCUGUGGAGGAAGACGAUGAAGAGGAUCUUGAAGAGGACGACGAAGAUGUCCAGAUUCGCAAAGAACUCGAGGAAAAGAGGGAGGUUCAUCUCCAUUGGGGUCCCGAGGUGUGUGAUGUCCUCAAGUCCGGAAACAAGCUGCCGUGCUCUCUUUUCAUCCUCGCCGUGGGACACAACGCUUCCCGAUUUCUCUCAGUGUACGUUCUCGCUUCGGACAUGUGGGACACCGUGGGACACGCGUCCAUGUGGAAUGAGAGGAGCCGGGCGGGAAGCGGCGACCGGUCGUCUUGCGUCUUCUACCGACACAAAGACGAGCCGUCUAUUCUAAUUUGCCAGUUGACAUGCUACGUUGCAGAAGAUCAGCAGUUCCAAUGGGCAGAAAAGGUGUUGGGCUCCCUGCAGCACCGAGACCUGAAUGUGACAGUCCUGUCCGACAGCUCCGUGGCCGACUACAAGAGCGCCGACUACCUUUGCGGCAGCUCGGCGCCCUUCUUGCGCUCCCUGCACACCGACGCCUUUAGCGGGCCGUCUGUGUGCCCGGCCCUGGAGCAGCCCAACAUACUCGCUGGACUUCCAGCUGCAGUGCUAAACCACUGCCAAGUCCACCGCAUCCCUGCCAUCGUCUACCAGUGCUUCAGCGACGUCAUUGGCGCCGACUCGGUCACCAUGGAGGCCCACAAGCCGGUGCUCGCCAAUCUAGGAAAAUCCAUAAAGUUGAAUCCAAGUCCAAGCUCAGAUGCCCUGCACAAGAUUGUCAGAAGCAGAGACCCUCAGAGUAACAUGUACAUCUGAAACUCGUUGUGCCAAAAUACUGACCCAUUUUUUUAAAUAAAUAAAAAAACGUGAACAAAAUGUA